Molecule: messenger RNA, 615 nt
Organism: Purpureocillium lilacinum
Lineage: Eukaryota; Fungi; Ascomycota; Sordariomycetes; Hypocreales; Ophiocordycipitaceae
Molecular function (GO): protein-N-terminal-alanine acetyltransferase activity
Source: RefSeq, a predicted model, not a curated record
AUGGAGAUCACUCGCGUGCCGCGCAUCACGCAGGCAGACAUCGCCGCCUGCGACUUUUCCUUCAACAUCUCCGAGGUUGUCGCCAAGCCAUACCACCACCUCGCGCUCGACCAACCCAUCGCGACGACGCCCGUCGUGCCGCCGCGCACCAAAUCUUACGGCUUUGCGGAGGAGGACUUUGACGAGCCUGGCACCGCGGAGAGCGUCAUCCUCGCGCUCACCGCACCCUCCUCCGACGACAACGACGCCCACAACGGCGCUGCCGCCAAGGGCCACCGCAUCCUCGGCUACGCGUUUGCGUUCAAGGACUGGAACGGCAUGGCGACGCUUAACACCAUUGCGCUGGACGCGAGUCUCCGCGGCAAGGGCCAGGGCAAGAGGCUGUUUGGUGCGGUGGUGGAGUGGGCGAGGGAGGUGGGCGUCAAGGGGAUUCGGGUCGAGACGCAGAGCAAUAACGUGCCUGCGUGCCGGUUCUACAAGAAGCAGGGGCUUUCGUUUGGGGGGUAUGAUGAGUACUUGUACAGGGCGAUUGAGGAGCAUAAGGCGGAGACGGCGAUAUAUUGGUAUUACAUGUUGGAUGAUGGGGAGAAGAAGACGGAUGUGAAACAGGCCUGA